Molecule: messenger RNA, 1930 nt
Organism: Pseudophryne corroboree (corroboree frog)
Lineage: Eukaryota; Metazoa; Chordata; Amphibia; Anura; Myobatrachidae
Gene: MFSD12
Product: major facilitator superfamily domain containing 12
Exons: 10
Coding region: 217-1677 (486 amino acids)
Biological process (GO): carbohydrate transport
Cellular component (GO): plasma membrane
Molecular function (GO): symporter activity
Source: RefSeq, a predicted model, not a curated record
AAUCCAUAGGCUGCACGCAGGGUGGAUAGAGACGGUGUUGGUGAGGGGUGGAAAACCCGGAAUACAAUAUCAGCAACAGCGGGUUAACGUCAGGAUUCAGGAUGAUGACGAUCCAUGCUCGGGAGACGAUCUAGUGCGCUCUGCAUGGCUUGGUAUUGUGUAGUCAGUGCCAGCCGUGCUACCGGCUGAGAGGAAGUGACUGGUUCCAGGGUCAGGAUGGCAGAGUCCCUGCACCCCUGCCAGAAGCUCAGCUAUGCCACCGGCCACUACCUGAAUGACCUGUGCGCUUCCAUGUGGUUCACCUAUUUCUUGCUGUACUUUCACUCCGUACUCGGGUUCAACUCCUUCUACGCCGGCGUCCUGCUGAUGGUGGGGCAGGUGGCGGACGGGCUCUGCACCCCACUUGUCGGCUACGAGUCGGACCGGCAAGCUGGCGCCCUGCGCUAUGGGCGCAGGAAGACCUGGCACAUGAUCGGCACAGUGAGUGUCAUUAUCUCAUUCCCCUUUAUCUUCAACCCAUGCUUGGGCUGCACAGAAAACACCCCCGAAUGGGUGGGCUUGAUAUACUUUAUACCUUUCAUCAUCGUUUUCCAGUUUGGUUGGGCAGCUACACAAAUCUCUCAUCUCGCACUCAUCCCAGACCUGGCAAAGAACGAACAUGAUAAAGUGGAGCUCACAGCAUUGCGAUAUGCAUUCACAGUGUUGGCAAACAUCUUUGUUUAUGCUGCAGCCUGGUUGUUGCUGCAUUUCCAGUUGGAUGAAACGGGAUCUGAACACACACAUUUGGGACGUCAGGACAUUCCUAUAUUUAGGACGUUGGCCCUUAUUGUGGUGGGCACAGGAGCUUUGUUCUCACUAUUAUUCCACCUUGGAACUAAAGAAAAGCAAAGUUUUCAGCUUCUUGUGGAAACUGAAGAGCAACAGCGAGAUUCCCUAGAUGAACAAACUAUGCAUUCCAACCCCCCAAAACAAUUGCUGUUGUGGAAGGACUGGCUUGUGGAACCUUCUUUCUACCAGGUGGCUGUAUUAUAUAUGUGCACACGGCUAAUAGUAAACUUGUCACAGACAUACAUAGCUGUGUACCUGACCAAUUCAUUGCACCUUCCAAAGAAUUAUAUUGCCACAAUUCCGCUGGUUAUGUAUGUGAGUGGAUUUGUUUCUUCAUUCCUCAUGAAACCAAUCAACAAAUGUAUGGGUCGCAAUAUAACCUAUUUCAUAGGUCUCUUAGCCAUUGCAGUUUUCUCUGCUUGGGUCGCACUUGAUCCAAAUCUUGGCGUGUCUGUCUAUGGAGCUGCUGUAAUUUUGGGUUCUGGGUCUGCUACAAUCUUGGUUACUUCCCUAUCCAUGACUGCUGAUCUCAUUGGACCUCACUCGCACAGCGCAGCCUUUGUGUAUGGAGCAAUGAGCUUUACUGACAAAGUGGCCAAUGGACUGGCAGUAGUGCUCAUUCAGUCUUUGCACCCUUGUCACACUCAGCUCUGUUGUCCAGCCUGUAUUCCAUUCUACCACUGGGUAAUGGUGACUAUAACUGGAGCUGUGGCUUUAGUAGGGGCUUUGUCUCUGAGCUCCAUUAUGGUGUGGCCUAUUAAAGUCCGGAUAUGCAAAGUCUCAACCUCAUCAAUACAGGACACUUCCUGGACCCCUACGUCAGAAGAAUCCAGUACAGUGAGCACCUGAGUUUCAUGAACACUUCAUCUACUUAUAUUAUUGCACUAUCUGAAAUGAUUUUCCAAAAAGAAUCAAUUUACCACUAAUUCUUAGUGUUUUUCCUUUGCCUGGCAAAUUGAAAUGAAUAUUAUUGUAAUGUAGCAAUGAGCUGCUGGACAGUAAACUUCUGUUAUGGACUUUUAACUGCAACCUGUGUCCUUCACAGAAAAGCACAUGUCAGGCGAAAGAAGAAGCAAUAAAAAAUGAAAUCAUUUUACAAUUA